This is a messenger RNA of Prionailurus viverrinus (fishing cat), 2564 nucleotides long. It is a transcript of the gene TFCP2, whose product is annotated as transcription factor CP2. The transcript has 15 exons. The record is from RefSeq and is a predicted model, not a curated record. Gene Ontology annotation, biological process: positive regulation of transcription by RNA polymerase II. Gene Ontology annotation, molecular function: RNA polymerase II cis-regulatory region sequence-specific DNA binding; DNA-binding transcription activator activity, RNA polymerase II-specific. Gene Ontology annotation, cellular component: nucleus. The coding region runs from base 433 to 1953 and encodes 506 amino acids. NCBI's taxonomy places the organism in Eukaryota, Metazoa, Chordata, Mammalia, Carnivora, Felidae.
UCCAGCAGAAGGGGACGGGGGAGAAAGGUGCGAAAGCGCCGUGGGAGUGCCGGGUAGGCAGUGGGUCGCUGCUGCUGGUCUGUUUGGGAGGCAGUAAGUGACCACCACGAGCUCGAGGGGAGAGCCCAAGCAGUGGGAGUGCGGGAGCCUAGGGCUGCCUCAGCGGAAUCUGGAAUAGCUAAGCACAGGGGCCCUCGCACGGCUCCAAAGAACUGGGUGGGAGGGAUUUUGGAAGUCGAGGCAGGAGCCAGGAGCUGAGGGUACGGCAGAUUAGUUGUGCGGGAAGUGCGGUUCGGGCUUGGGGGUGGUCGGUGGGGACGGCGUGGGAGAUCUUGGUUUGGAGUUUUCCACAGUCUUGCCCCCAUUGGGUAGAAUCACACUACUUGCCUUUGUACAAGAAACGGUGUCUCCUGGGGCAAGGAAGGAGCCAGCAUGGCCUGGGCUCUGAAGCUGCCUCUGGCCGAUGAAGUGAUUGAAUCUGGGCUGGUGCAGGACUUUGAUGCUAGUCUGUCCGGGAUCGGCCAGGAACUGGGUGCUGGUGCCUAUAGCAUGAGUGAUGUCCUUGCAUUGCCCAUUUUUAAGCAAGAAGAGUCAAGUUUGCCCCCUGAUAAUGAGAAUAAAAUCCUACCUUUUCAAUACGUGCUUUGUGCUGCUACCUCUCCAGCAGUGAAACUCCAUGAUGAAACCCUGACAUAUCUCAAUCAAGGACAGUCUUAUGAAAUUCGUAUGCUAGACAAUAGGAAACUUGGAGAACUUCCAGAAAUUAAUGGCAAGUUGGUGAAGAGUAUAUUCCGUGUAGUGUUCCAUGACAGACGACUACAAUACACUGAACAUCAGCAGCUGGAAGGCUGGAGGUGGAACCGACCUGGAGAUAGAAUUCUUGACAUUGAUAUCCCAAUGUCUGUGGGUAUAAUCGAUCCUAGGGCCAAUCCAACCCAACUGAAUACAGUGGAGUUCCUGUGGGACCCGGCAAAGAGGACAUCUGUGUUUAUUCAGGUGCACUGCAUUAGCACAGAGUUCACUAUGAGGAAGCAUGGUGGAGAAAAGGGAGUGCCAUUCCGAGUACAAAUUGAUACCUUCAAGGAAAAUGAAAACGGGGAAUAUACUGAGCACUUACACUCAGCCAGCUGCCAGAUCAAAGUCUUCAAGCCCAAAGGUGCAGACAGAAAGCAAAAAACAGAUAGGGAGAAAAUGGAGAAACGAACACCUCAUGAAAAGGAGAAGUAUCAGCCUUCCUAUGAGACAACGAUACUCACGGAGUGUUCUCCAUGGCCUGAGAUCACAUAUGUCAAUAAUUCCCCAUCACCUGGCUUCAACAGUUCCCACAGCAGUUUUUCUCUUGGGGAAGGAAAUGGUUCACCAAACCACCAGCCAGAGCCACCCCCUCCAGUCACAGAUGUAAGUCUAAAGUUAAAUAACCUCUUGCCAACAACCACACCUCAGGAAGCUCAGCAGUGGUUGCAUCGAAAUCGUUUUUCUACGUUCACAAGGCUUUUUACAAACUUCUCAGGGGCAGAUUUAUUGAAACUAACUAGAGAUGAUGUGAUCCAAAUCUGUGGCCCUGCAGAUGGAAUCAGACUUUUUAAUGCAUUAAAAGGCCGGAUGGUGCGCCCAAGGCUAACCAUUUAUGUUUGUCAGGAAUCCCUGCAGUUGAGGGAGCAGCAGCAGCAGCAGCAGCAGCAGAAGCGUGAGGAUGGAGACUCAAAUGGGACUUUCUUCGUGUACCACGCCAUCUAUCUAGAAGAACUGACCGCUGUUGAACUGACCGAAAAAAUCGCUCAGCUUUUCAGCAUUUCCCCUCGCCAGAUCAGCCAGAUCUACAAGCAGGGGCCGACAGGAAUCCAUGUGCUCAUUAGUGAUGAGAUGAUACAGAACUUUCAGGAGGAAGCCUGUUUUAUUCUGGACACAAUGAAAGCAGAAACCAAUGAUAGCUAUCAUAUCAUACUGAAGUAGGUGCGGGGCAUUCCAUCCUCAGUGGCUGCUGCUUCCUUCACCUCUUGGAAGCUUCCCCCCUGAAGGGAGUCACUCGCUAAUGGAGAUUUGAAGGUCUGCAGGAGCCUGACCCAUCUGACUGUGUGUGGGGGAGUCCAGGCCGUGGAGGCAGAACCCCAGCCAUCUGUCGGCCCAAGCUCUUGUGGCACACAUGGAUUAUUGCCCAACACCCAUUUCUGCAGCUGUUUCUUAGUUAAAAUGUAUGGACCCUGUUGUUGUUGAAUAUCAUUAGAAACUCCACACCAUUUAGGGUGUCUGUAGGGCAUAAUGAUGAUGAGAGUUGUGUGAUGUUUCAUGGAAAGAUGUUAAAUUUUGUGAUACGGAGCCAUGUAAUUUUUUUCUAAUAUAAAAGUGAACAUCUAUAUUCCUAAGACUGGAUCCUCAGUCUCUUUGCAUCAUACAUGCUGGCUUUUGCCACAGUUGGCCCCUGAAAACCUCACCGACGAGGGGAAGUACAAAGAUAGAAUCGAACUUUUCUUUUGGUUGCUCUGUACUGCCAAGACUAAUAGUUUUAGCUAACAUUUACUGAGCAUUUACUUGUGCCUGUUAGUGUGAUAAAAUCUUUAAGUGGA